Molecule: messenger RNA, 558 nt
Organism: Durusdinium trenchii
Lineage: Eukaryota; Dinophyceae; Suessiales; Symbiodiniaceae
Source: the annotation of a GenBank genome assembly
AUGAAGGGGGAGUUGCUGACAGAGCAGUCGAAGUGUUCCGACUUCCAAAAAGAGGCACAAGAGGCGCGCAGUCAGUUGACGGCCGCACGGGAGCGCCUGGUGGAGCUGGGGAGUGAGGCACGGGAGCAGAAGCUGCAGAACGACGUGCAGGUGAAGCGCUUGGAACGCGCCCUGAAGGAGUGGAACGCCUCGGAGACCGAGCGACGCCGAGCCGAGUGCUCGGUGCGCGUGCUGGAGCAGGAGCUGGAACGCCUCCGCAAGGAGCUCAGCCAGACGAUGCUGCCCGAGGCACUGCCGGCGGCGCUGCCGGCCACGCCACCGCGGCCGAUGCCAAAGCGGGUGACGCUGGACGGCGCGGUGCUGGACAAGGCGCGACGCUUGGAAGAACGGAUGCAGGAGGAACGGGCGAAGAACGAGGCCCCACAGGAGAAGAAUCCUCGAAGCCCCAAUGCUCAAAUGAGAGAGAAGAUGGCCGAGGCCAGAAGAAGGCUCGAGCGAAACCUGCCUGAGGCAGAGUCUGCCACGGAGCCGACCAAGUUGGGAGAGCUUAACGAGUGA